AUGGCUUGCACAAUCACUGUUGUCUUUCCCAAUGAUGUCGAUGCUAAGUACGAUGUCGACUACUAUAUCAAGAACCACAUGACCCUCAUUGAGAAGCAUUGGUCCAAGUACGGUCUCAAGGGUUGGUCUGCCACCAAGUAUAUUCCAUCCUUGGACGGUGCCGCCCCUCUGUAUGCCUUUGGUAGCCAGGUCUACUGGGAAAGUGAAGAAGGCAUGAAGAAAGCAUUCGAAAGUGCUGAGGCCGCGGAGAUCAUGGGGGAUGUUCCUCACUUCAGCAACAAGCCUCCAAUUUUCUUGAUCGGCCAGACCAUCCGCCCUGCAUUCAAUUUCUAA
Aspergillus pseudoviridinutans is the source of this 333-nucleotide messenger RNA. RefSeq lists its product as uncharacterized. The coding region runs from base 1 to 333 and encodes 110 amino acids. NCBI's taxonomy places the organism in Eukaryota, Fungi, Ascomycota, Eurotiomycetes, Eurotiales, Aspergillaceae. The record is from RefSeq and is a predicted model, not a curated record. The transcript has a single exon. Gene Ontology annotation, molecular function: oxidoreductase activity.